AUGCAUCGUCAGGUUAAGUUUGCUAUACCAGAAGCAAUGGCAGAUAACCAGAGAAUUCAUCCAGUGGUUCCGGCUGCAACGAGCGCCACGGCACCUUCAGCGCCGCCGAGCUCUUCUGUUUCAGCAAAAGGAACCCAGGUUCACCGAGCUUUUCCAUUGCAAGGUGGCAGACCCGUGAUUCCCCCGAAGCCAAGGAAACGAAAAGGCUGUUGCUGCAGGUUCUUGUGCUGGAUCAUUAGCCUCCUCCUCCUCAUACUGAUCCUCAUUGGAAUAGUCGCAGCAGUUAUUUACUUUGUCUUCCAACCAAAACUUCCACAGUAUUCGGUUGACCGCCUUCAAAUAAGUGCUUUGAGGCUCAAUUUCGACCUGACCCUGUAUGCACAAUUUGACGUGAAGAUUACGGCCACGAAUCCAAACAAAAAGAUUGGAAUCUAUUAUGAGAAGGGUGGCAGAUUAAGCGUGUGGUAUGCAAAUGAUAAGCUAUGUGAAGGAUCAUUGCCAAAAUUCUACCAAGGUUACCAGAACACAACAAGACUCGGCAUUACCUUGACUGGCCAAAGUGAGUCUGGGAGCACCAUAAUGACAGCACUGCAGCAGCAGCAGCAAACAGGAGAAAUCCCUCUUGAUCUAAAAGUUGAUGCACCGGUGUCAGUUGAGCUAGGCACAAUGAAGUUGAGGAAGGUUAGAAUCUUGGGCAGAUGUUCCUUGGUGGUGGACAGCUUGAGUACCAAUAGCAUGAUCAGCAUCAAAGCAAGUACAUGUAGGUUUGGGAUGAAGCUUUAAAUUGUAUAAUUGUCAUAGUUACUUCUUUUUUCUUCAGUUUCUUUUGUAGACUCAAUUUCUUGUAUUCUGUAGACAGAGAAGGUUCAUUUAAUACAGAUUGUCGGAAACUAUGAUUUGU
Molecule: messenger RNA, 901 nt
Organism: Syzygium oleosum
Lineage: Eukaryota; Viridiplantae; Streptophyta; Magnoliopsida; Myrtales; Myrtaceae
Product: NDR1/HIN1-like protein 6
Exons: 1
Coding region: 1-783 (260 amino acids)
Cellular component (GO): plasma membrane
Source: RefSeq, a predicted model, not a curated record